UGCAUCCUUUAGGGGAGGCAUAUAAAACCAUCAGUUCUAGCGGAGAACAGAGUAUCCUUGUCAGUCCUCUUCCACCAAAGGAUCACAGUUUCAUAAUGAGGUUCGCUUGUGUGGUACUCGCCUCACUGGCCUGCCUCUCCGUGGCAGUCAUGGGUGAUGGUUACGGCUACGGGGGCCAAAACAUGUACGGUUACGGACAAGGAGGUAUGGUUGGAUACGGCGGCGGCUAUGGUAGCUAUGGCGGCGGCUAUGGUAGCUAUGGCGGCGGUAAUGGCUAUGGCAGUGGCUAUGGCGGCUAUGGACAAGGGUACGGAGGUUAUUAUGGCAACGGGGGUAAAGGGGGCGGAUAUAAUAGUGGUGGAUAUGGAGGUGGUUACCCAACUAUACUUUAUCCUGUUGCGACUCCAGAACCAGGCGAUAUUCCGAUAGGAGCUCUAGCUGGGGGGUUCGGAGCUGGCGGAGGAUUAGGCGGAGGACUCGGCGGAUAUGGUGACAACAAUAUAUUGUACCUUUUGGCAGGCGGUGUCCUGUUACUGGCUCUCCUAGGCAGCAACACCGGCUAAACAACACGUCAAACAUAUUUGUACAUAGGUUUUCGCGCAAGAGGUCAACAACGUCAUUUACAGUUAAUACCAAAAACCACGGUGUAUUUUUGUCAUUAAAUUCAGUAUUAUCCGUUCUUUCUA
This is a messenger RNA of Mizuhopecten yessoensis (Yesso scallop), 686 nucleotides long. Its product is annotated as keratin-associated protein 19-2-like. The transcript is spliced from 5 exons. Bases 96 to 563 code for a protein of 155 amino acids. The record is from RefSeq and is a predicted model, not a curated record. Lineage: Eukaryota; Metazoa; Mollusca; Bivalvia; Pectinida; Pectinidae.